AUGCACGGAGCCAGGUCCAAGUUCACGAAUCGUCUCGAGAAUGUUGUCGAUGAUCAUUUAUUUGGUUGUGUAAUCAUUAAUAAGGAAGUGCAAUUUCAUCAUGUGAGUGGGACGAUGUUGGAAAUUGAAAUAUGGUGAUAUUGUUUCAAGUAUUAUAUUUUAGAUGAUGACAAAAUAAUUUAAUGUUUUCCAAUUUUUUUUGUUCUAGGAUAACAAAAGGGUCCUUGUGAGAUCCGAUAUCAAAAAAGUCAUAGAUAGAAAGGUGACUGUCGUGUGUGGCGGCGGAUCUGGCCAUGAACCCUUUGCUGCAGGUAAAACAAUAUAAGUUUUUAAUCGAAAUCAAAUAUUUUCAAAAUAAUAUCGUCUUUAGGCUUUGUUGGUCCAAACGGCUUGACUUCAGCCGUCUCUGGCGAUAUUUAUGCCUCGCCGUCAGCUCAGGAAAUCACAGAUGCUAUUACAAUUGGACUAUCGACUAAAGGAACCAUCGUUUUUUCGAAUAAUUAUACGGGAGAUCGAUUAAAUUUUGGAAUGGCUAUUGAAAACAUUAGGAACUCGCACCCUCAGUACAAAAUGAAGAUGUUUUUCAUCGAUGAUGAUGUCUCUUUGGAACAAAAAAAUGGAUUUGAAACUGGUCAUCGGGGAUUGGCUGGGACUGUCUUGAUCCUUCAGGCUGCUUCAGUUUGGGCAAAGAAAGGGAUGGGAUUUGAAGAGAUUGUGGAGAAUGUUGAGAAGAUGAUUUCUAGCCUUGGUAGGGCAAAAUAAUUAUGGUCUUUUGAUAAUUUUUAUUAACUUUGUUAUGAUGACUAACAAAUCCUCUGUUAUAUUUUUUAAUUUUCACUUAUUUCUAGCUACUUUUGGGGUGAGUCUUUACCCAUGCUCCCUGCCAGGCAAGGAUUACAUGUUCAAAUUGCCAGAGGACGAGCUGGAACUUGGCCUUGGGAUUCAUGGGGAGCCGGGAUUGGAACGAAUGAAAAUCACCACUGCCAAGAAAAUUAUUCAAAAAUUAAUGCCAAAAUUGGUGUUUAGUCAUAGAUUGGGAUUCAGAAAGGAAGACGACUUACCAGUGGUCAUCCUAUUAAAUAAUCUGGGUUCUGUCAGUCAAUUGGAAAUGAAUAUUUUGACCAAAGAAAUAUUAGAUUGGACAGGUAGCAAGCGUAAAAUAAUAUAAAUAUUAUCCUAAUUGCAGCUCUCAAUACGAAACUCCGGGUCUCGGCCUUUUUUCGUGGCCCUGUGACCACCUCCAUCGAUGGUCAUGGAGUGAGUAUCAGCGUGCUGAAGCUCGCCCACCCCGCCUGGCUCCCGACUCUACUCACUUUCAGUCCCAUCUCGAAGUUUUGGUCCGUGACCCCUCCCCGGUGAAUGUUUGUUUUUACUGAGUAAUUCGCUCGUCUUUUAUAAAGACCGUAACUUUUGAAGACUAAUAAAUUUAUGAGGGUUUCGGAUCGUAUUUGUAUGCUUUUCUUUUGUGUCCUCAGGCAUGUUUUGUCUAGAAAUAUUAUCACUUUUCAAGACGUUCACAUGGUUAAUUCUCCCGGCUGCACUUUAUCGGUAAGCUGAUUUUUUGUUGGUUAUAUCUUUGUUAUAGGGCGAUGUUCUGGUGGAAUGUGACGGAACCGAAAGAGAAGUGUCAGCUGAGGAGAAAUUGGCAUUAGAUUAUUACAAAGAGACCAGUAGGAAAUGGCAUGAAGAUCUAGAUAAACUGGUAAGGGGAAUUUAAUCUUAUAAUGCGACAUUGGUCUUAAAUCAUGAUAUAAAUAACAAAAAUUAAAUUCAUAGAUCAACUUUCAGCUCGCCCAAUCGCUAAAUCAUGCUCCCAGGUUCGCCCUGCCGGACUAUCCCCAAUUCCCACCAAUAUGCAAAUUAUGUUAA
Bursaphelenchus xylophilus (pine wood nematode) is the source of this 1869-nucleotide messenger RNA. Lineage: Eukaryota; Metazoa; Nematoda; Chromadorea; Rhabditida; Aphelenchoididae. The record is from the annotation of a GenBank genome assembly.